AUGAAAAAAAGAGAAUUAGAAGAGACAGAUGAGCCAAGUCCUCGGGCCGUUGGAGAGGUAGAAGGGGAUUCGAGUGAAGAAGAUAGGGAAAAACAUUCAGUGCGGCCGAAAACUCAAAAUGUAGGCUGUGAUGUUUCUGAGUUUGGCAAUGAUCAAGAAGAUGCAUCGGACAAUGUAUGUUCUCAAGAUGCUGAAAAACUGGAAGGAGACUGUUUUACCAUUCAGAGUGAAGAACAUGAGAAGGAAUCAAAGCAGGGGAAAAUUCAGAAUAUUAGUCAUGAUGCCCCUGAGUUUGAUGAUGAGCGAGAGAGUAUGCCGGACGGGUUGGAUGAAGUGAUAGAUGUAGAGUUGAGUACUUACGAGGAAAUUAAAGACAAUGUGGCAGUAGAACCUCAGUUGGCUCAACGGGUGGGGGAUAAUUGUGGUUUGCCGAGUGGACCUCAACAAGAUGACUUGUUUCAAAAGGAGCAUGAAAGUGAUUCCAUGGAACCUGAAGUUGAAGUUAGCAUUAUUGGACAAGAAUGUCCUGGUGUUAAGGGAGAAUGCAGUGGAGAUUUUGAGCCUAAAAGUCAAGAAAAUAGUUUUGUACAGCAGGGUUUGUCCAUAGAGGAGGAUGACAGCAGAAGCAUGGAAUCUGCACAAGCGAAUCAAAAGACAGAGAACAGUUCAGAGUACAAUAAUUUGGAGCCUGAAGUUGGUGGAGCUGAGGUUCUUGGCUGUGAAUGCAGCACAUUUAUGGAUACUUCGCAGACUAAUCCGGAGGCUCCGCGUGUGGUGGGGAAGACAAUAUCUCUUAGAGACUUUGUUAGGGAGAAAAGUAUAAUAGCAAUGUCUAUGGUGCUUCGUCACCUUUCUGGAAAAAGAGACGAAUCUGCUGUGGGUAAUUCUGGUGGUGUGGGUAAGGACACUUCAGAUUUAUCAAGAGAAAGUGAUACGAAAGAGGUUUCUGAGAAGAGAGAGGAAACAACUUGGAACCCCUUAUAUUAUAUUAGACCAUCAUCUGAUAUUGUUGCUGAAAAUAGAACUGUCCCGAGUGAGGAACCCAUAUCUGAAGGUCCACCACUACCUAUAGUCAUGAAAGGAAGGAUUAUAGUGUACACAAGACUAGGGUGCCCAGAAUGUAAAGAGGUUAGGAAAUUUUUGUAUAUGAAAAGGCUUAGAUAUGUUGAAAUCAAUAUUGAUGUGUAUCCCAGUAGAAAGAUGGAGCUGGAGAAGAAGUCAGGAUCUACUUCUAUUCCCAAGGUUUUUUUCAAUGGAAUACUUAUUGGAGGGUUGAGUAAGCUUAAGUCCUUAAAUGAGUCUGGCAAGCUUAAUGAGAAGAUUGACUACCUUAUUAAUGAAGUACCAUCAUUUGAAUGCCCAGUUCCGCCACUUUCUGGAGAGGAUGAUGUAUCCAGUAGAGGGGCACUUGAUGAAAUGGCUCUAAUUGUCCGCAAAAUGAAAGAAUGCAUUGUUGUGCAGGACCGAUUUUUUAAAAUGCGGAGGUUUACUAACUGCUUCAUUGCUUCUGAUGCCGUGGACUUCUUAUCAGAAGAUCAGUAUUUGGAAAGGAAAGAGGUUUAUGGUCUUGCUGUUGAGUUUGCACGAAAACUUGCCAGCAAACUCUUCUUUCAGCAUGUUUUUGAUGAGAAUCUAUUUGAGGAUGGUAACCAACUAUAUCGGUUUUUGGAUGAUGAUCCAACCGUGGCAUCUUUUUGUCACAACAUUCCCAGGGGGAUAAUUACUGUGAAACCUAAGCCUAUGACCGAAGUUGCAUCGAGGCUAAGACUUUUGUCCUAUGCGAUGUUUGAAGCCUAUGCUUCUGAAGAUGGCCGUCAUGUUGACUACAGAAGUAUGCAUGGAAGUGAGGAAUUUGCAAGAUAUCUAAGAAUAAUUGAAGAGCUCCAAAGAGGGGAAGUAUGGAAUUUGUCUAGAGAAGAGAAGCUUGCUUUUUUUAUUAAUCUAUAUAAUAUGAUGGCCAUCCAUGCAAUCUUAGUAUGGGGUCACCCUUCUGGACCACUCGAAAGAAGGAAAUUGUUUGGAGACUUUAAAUAUGUUAUCGGUGGAUUCACCUACUCACUUUCAGCCAUUCAAAAUGGCAUUUUGAGGGGGAACCAGCGGCAACCAUAUACCCUUAUGAAGCCAUUCGGUGCAAAAGAUAAACGUUUAAGGGUGGCCCUCCCCUUCCCCGAGCCCCUUAUUCAUUUUGCUUUAGUAUAUGGUACUCGAUCUGGACCCUCACUUCGGUGCUAUUCUCCCGGGGACAUUGACAAAGAAUUAAUGGAUGCAGCCCGUAAUUUCUUAAGAAGUGGGGGCCUUUCAAUAGAUUUUACUGCAAAGGUUGCAUAUGCCAGUAAGAUCCUUAAAUGGUUUAGUCUAGAUUUUGGUAAGAAUGAGGUAGAGGUCCUGAAGCAUGUGUCAAGCUACUUAGAUCCAGCUGACUCAGAAUUAUUGUUUGACCUACUUGCCACUUCUGAGUUGAAGGUGAUAUAUCAGCCUUACGAUUGGGGUUUGAACUGCUAG
Molecule: messenger RNA, 2502 nt
Organism: Sphenostylis stenocarpa
Lineage: Eukaryota; Viridiplantae; Streptophyta; Magnoliopsida; Fabales; Fabaceae
Source: the annotation of a GenBank genome assembly